Knipowitschia caucasica is the source of this 312-nucleotide messenger RNA. The record is from the annotation of a GenBank genome assembly. NCBI's taxonomy places the organism in Eukaryota, Metazoa, Chordata, Actinopteri, Gobiiformes, Gobiidae.
AUGCAUGCUGUUGCCGUGGAAACAUGUAGGAGGACCGCGGCGGCGCUCGCUGGAGCCGCGAGAGAAAAGAUCGUGUCGAACGUGCUGAUCUUCACGUGCACGAACAUGGUGGGCGUGUGCACACAUUACCCGGCGGAAGGAUCCCAGAGACAGGCCUUUCAGGAGACCAGGGACUGCAUCCAGGCCCGACUGCACUCACAGAGAGAGAACCAGCAGCAGGAACGUCUGCUGCUGUCGGUGCUUCCCACGCCACGUUGCCAUGGAGAUGAAAGCCGACAUCAACGCCAAACAGGAAGACAUGAUGUUCCAUAA